CUCGCGCCACAAUAGAUAGCCGCGCUCCCUCCUCCCUCCACCUCCACCGACCUGCCCAUCGUGGAGCAGAUGGCCGGAAGCAUGGAGCGAGCUCUAUUCUUCGCGUGCGUGUGCUUGCUCGUCAACUCUGCCUGGGCAGAGGACCCGUACAGAUUUUUCGACUGGGACAUCUCCUACGGCGAAAUAAGCCCGCUGGGUGUUCCGCAGCAGGGAAUUCUGAUCAACGGCCAGUUCCCGGGACCAACGCUUGAGUGCAGGACAAAUGACAAUUUGAUCAUCAAUGUCCGCAACAGCUUGCCCGAUCCGUUUCUCCUCUCAUGGAACGGUUUGCAGCAACGCAAGAAUUCGUGGCAGGAUGGCGUGUCCGGCACCAAUUGCCCGAUCCCGCCGGGCCAGAAUUUCACUUACCGCAUGCAGGCCAAGGACCAGAUCGGCAGCUUCUUCUACUUCCCGUCGCUUGCGUUCCACAAAGCCGCCGGCGGCUUCGGCGCGAUCCGCAUCCACAGCCGCCCGCUGAUCCCCGUCCCGUUCCCCUCGCCGGCCGACGAGUUCACCGUGCUCAUCGGCGACUGGUACACCACCAGCCACAAGGCGCUGCAAGAUUUGCUGGACAGUGGAAAGGAACUGCCUCCCCCUGAUGGCGUCCUGAUCAACGGGAAGAGGAGUCCAAAUGGUUCAGAUUUCAACGUUGAGCAAGGGAAGACAUACCGAUUGCGCAUCUCCAACGUCGGUCUGCAGAGCACGCUCAACUUGCUCAUCCAAGAGCACUGCAUGACACUGGUCGAGGUGGAGGGCACCCACACGGUUCAGAACUCGUACACCUCCGUCGACGUCCACGCCGGCCAGUCGCUGUCCGUGCUCUUCACCGCCGACCGCUCCGCCAGGGACUACCGCGUCGUCGUCUCCACCCGUUUCACCGGCACCACCCUCCGCUCCACCGCCGUCAUCCGCUACGCCGGCUCGAGCGGCCCUGCUUUCGAGCCACUGCCCGCCGCCGCCGGGCCCAGCGACGACGACGUUGAUUUCUCCCUCAACCAGGUUCGCUCCAUCAGGACGAACCUGACGGCGAGCGCGGCGAGGCCAAACCCGCAGGGUUCGUACCACUACAGCUCCAUCAACGUGACCCGGACCGUCCGGCUGGCGAGCUCGGCGGGUCCGGCCGCUGGCGCCGGCGGCGGCGGCAAGCUGCGGUACGCCGUGAACGGCGUCUCGUUCGCGGAGGCCGACACGCCGCUCAAGCUGGCGGACUACUUCAACAUCAGCGGCGUGUUCCGGCUCGGUGGCAUCCCCGACGCGCCGCCGCCGGCCGCGGCCACGGGCGAGGUGCGGAGCGAGACGGCCGUCAUGGGCUCGGACCACCGGUCCUUCGUCGAGGUGGUGCUCGAGAACGGCGAGGACGGCGUCCAGAGCUGGCACCUCGACGGCCACAGCGUGUUCGUCGUUGGAAUGGACGUGGGGACGUGGAGCGACCGGAGCAGGGAUGGCUACAACCUUGUCGACGCAGUGUCGCGAUGCACCGUGCAAGUGUACCCGAGAGGGUGGACGGCGGUUUUGGUGGCGCUGGACAACGUGGGCAUGUGGAACAUGAGGUCGGAGGUGUGGGCGCGCCGGUACCUGGGCCAGCAGUUCUACCUUCGGGUGCACACGCCGACGCGCUCGCCCCGCGACGAGCUCCCCAUCCCGGGCAACGCACUCCUCUGCGGCCGCGCCGCCGCAGCCGGUCAAGGAUUUAGGAUUUAUGAUGUAUCUUAG
Molecule: messenger RNA, 1752 nt
Organism: Panicum virgatum (switchgrass)
Lineage: Eukaryota; Viridiplantae; Streptophyta; Magnoliopsida; Poales; Poaceae
Product: L-ascorbate oxidase homolog
Exons: 9
Coding region: 70-1752 (560 amino acids)
Molecular function (GO): copper ion binding; oxidoreductase activity
Source: RefSeq, a predicted model, not a curated record